CAAUUUCCCUCACAUGGCUUGGGUUAACCCGGGGCUAUGGUAACAUUCACUCGCCCAUGUUGAAUCGCCGUCAAGAGGAAUCGAACCCCGGUCUCCUGCACAGAGUACGAGAGCUAUAACCACUAAUCUACGGCGCCACUAAACUAAUCUACGGCGCCACUAAACUAAUCUACGGCGCUUCUGUGCAUGAUAAAAAAUCAUUUGCAUACAGCUUAUAGUAAAUACUGCAGGGGGAGCUAAACUUAACAAUGAUGGAGAAGAACCCUUAAGAAUAAUACCUGGCACACUUCCCUUGCUAUAUUACCAAAAUUUUCGUCAAAAUUGCUAGACGGGAAGCAACUGUGUGCAAACAGAGCGGCCAUUAUGAGACAAAUAAAGGCAACCAAUCACACGCGCUCAUACCGAUACAUUACGUCAUUUAUACAUGGUCUGAAAAGUGAAUGUUAAGUGUAUGAUUCUCUUGGUAUACUUCGCGUAGCAAACGUGCUCCACAAUUUCGCUUGGCUCGCAAUGCAAUAAUAUGCUACUUGCAAACAAAUAAAAACGAUUAUGAAGAAAUAUUAUAUUCCUAGUUAAUACAAAACUUUGGUUUCAUUUUGGAUUACUUAAGUGGGAGGUUCAAAGUGAAAAUAAAAGUAGAGAAAGAAUGUGCUGAAGAUGCUAAAAGAUGGCUGCUGCUGCUGCUGUUACAGCUGCAAUUUCACAAUCUGCUCCAGUUACACAGAUGCAAAACUGGAUGAGAUUGUGUUUAGGUUCAGAAUGUUAUAACAAAGAAGCUGUUCGAAAUGUUCUUCAUAAUAAGUUUAAUAAUCCUGCUUACCAAGGACUACCUGAGGAUCCAGUUCUUUUAUUUCAAGAAUUGAAAAAAAAUCAACCACAUUUAAGUAAAUUAAAAAGCAAAAAGCGAAUUACAAAAGCACAGUGGAAAUUAUUAUAUCCAGACACGAAACAGACACAUUCAAGAGAAUUUGAUAUUCCUUUAAUGGUGAUUCUCUUGGAACAUUGCACAGAUUUAGAUGCUCCUGUAAAUGGUUGGGAUGAUAGUACCCCACCUUUGACUGAUCAAGGAUUAAGUGCCAAUUCGUUAAGAGCUCGUCAAAUGCGACACUUUUUAUAUCAUUAUGGAAAUCCAAUAUCCAUGGAUAAAAACGAGUUCUUGAGAAAAUGGACUGACUUAGAAGACAUACAAAGUGGGUUGGGCUGCGCAACUGUGGAUAUGCUUGAUUUAAAAACUGGACCUUUAGAUCCACACAAGUUAACUUACUUUAAGUGUGCAAUAACGUAUUUGGAAGAGGGACAAAAGAAGUUAUUAGGAUUGCACGAAGGUACCGCGUCUGAUGUAAAAAUGUUGAUAGAUGAAGUAUCAACAUUGAAGGAAAGUCAAAAAAACUUUCCUGAUAUUGAUGCUCGUGUUGUGAAGAUAAUAUCGCAGUACUCAGAUCUCUGUGAACAAGUUCAAGCAAAUAAGGAAAUGAUAAAGGAACAUGGUGCUAAUAUCCAAAAAAAUGCUUCAAGAAUUCAACGAAACAUAGAAAGUUUGGAAAAGCAUGACAUUGAUAUUGAGAAUUUGACAACAAAAGUGGAAGACAUGAAAUCACAUGAAGAUCUCUUGUCAAGUGGAAUGCGAUGGAAUAUUCCAGAAAACGUAUCUAACUUUUACGGUCGCACAAGUGUUUUAGACACAGUACGUCGCCAUUUCCAAAACAGCUCCUACGAAAGGGAUUAUGUAGCCGUCGUAUUAUCAGGACUGGGUGGGAUAGGAAAAACGGAAGUUGCAGUGAAAUAUGUCAGCAUGUAUGACAAGGAAUACGAAAAUGUGAUUUGGCUUGAGUGCAAUGACUUGAAAACAUCGCUAAUGAGGUUGGCAUUGUAUUUGGAGAUAGAAAGAAAUGUGUUUGAAAUUGAUGUCUUAACUCAACUGAUUUGUAGAAAGUUAAAAAACUCUAAAUGCAUGUUCGUGUUAAACGAUACAGUCGAUGGCCAAUCAAUUAAAGAAUUCAUGAAAAAUCUAAAGAAUAUGAAGAAUACACCAUGCGUGUUAAUAACAAGUCAGUACAGUGAAUGGGAUGAUGCGCGCAUAAAAAAUAUCCCAAUGGAUGUUUUAGAACCUGAUGAAGCUGUCGGUUUCCUUUGUGAAUGCUUUCCAAAGCAUGACACCGUGGAAGUGGAAAUGUUAGCUCGCGAAUUACAGUAUUUACCUUUAGCUUUGCAACAAGCAAGAAGUUACAUUAAAAAACAUGACAGGACUAUACCCGAUUAUAUCAGUUAUUUAGCAGAUAAUCGAAAAGAAUUAUUAAAUGUUCGUCUUGAUAAAACAGGUGUAACUGAAUAUGGUAAAACAUUACUGACUGUAUGGAAAAUGGCGUUCGAUAAACUUAAAGAACACGAUAACUCCCUAGCUAUCGAUAUUUUAAACAUGAUGGCGUAUAUGGAUGGUCGAUUUAUAAAUAUCCAAACCUUUUUAUAUUUAGACAAUAUUGAUGAAGUAGAGCUAAGCUAGGCUGUCGAGGUAUUAUGUGAAUACUCGCUAAUACAACGGAAUAGUUCGAAAAGUUUUAGCAUGCAUAGUUUAGUCCAAAAGAUCACCAUAUUUUAUGACAAAAUUGUUCCUUUAUCAUCCGAAGUUAAUAAUAGCCAUUUUUCCAAA
Hydractinia symbiolongicarpus is the source of this 2647-nucleotide messenger RNA. RefSeq lists its product as uncharacterized. The transcript is spliced from 3 exons. Gene Ontology annotation, molecular function: ADP binding. Lineage: Eukaryota; Metazoa; Cnidaria; Hydrozoa; Anthoathecata; Hydractiniidae. The record is from RefSeq and is a predicted model, not a curated record. Bases 668 to 2500 code for a protein of 610 amino acids.